Parnassius mnemosyne (clouded apollo) is the source of this 882-nucleotide messenger RNA. Lineage: Eukaryota; Metazoa; Arthropoda; Insecta; Lepidoptera; Papilionidae. The record is from the annotation of a GenBank genome assembly.
AUGUCUUCUAAUUUAUCAGCAGCAAAUUUUAAUUUAUUUGGAACAAAUUCUUUAAAAGAUGAAUAUUACAUUAAAAAUGUGUGGAAUCAUAAUCUUCAUGAAGAAUUUCAUGUUAUAAGACAGGUUGUCCAAAAAUAUCACUGGGUAGCCAUGGAUACUGAAUUUCCAGGAGUAGUAGCUAGACCAAUUGGUGAAUUUAGAUCAACUGCUGAUUACCAGUACCAAUUAUUAAGAUGCAAUGUAGACCUCUUGAGAAUAAUACAAUUAGGACUCACAUUUAUGGAUGAGAAUGGAAGAACGCCCCCUGGUUGUACUACUUGGCAGUUCAAUUUUAAAUUUAAUUUGCAAGAAGACAUGUACGCCCAAGAUUCAAUUGAUUUGCUACAGAAUUCUGGACUACAGUUCAGGGAACAUGAAGAACACGGAAUAGAACCUUUGGAAUUUGCUGAAUUGCUGAUGUCUUCAGGAAUUGUGCUAAUGGACGAUAUAAACUGGCUUAGCUUUCAUUCCGGUUACGACUUUGGAUAUUUAUUGAAACUGCUUACUGAUCAAAAUCUGCCGCAAGAGGAGAACGAUUUUUUUGAAAGCUUGCGUCUGUAUUUUCCAACAGUUUAUGAUGUCAAAUACUUAAUGAAAUUAUGCAAGAAUUUAAAGGGAGGACUUCAGGAGGUAGCUGAUCAGUUGGAGCUCCGACGUGUUGGACCCCAACACCAAGCUGGCUCAGAUUCCCAUCUUACUGGUAUGGCGUUCUUUAAAAUUAAAGAAAUAUUCUUUGAUGGCAACAUUGAAAGUACGAGCGGACAUCUGUAUGGGCUUGGUGCGCCAUUUUCGACGAACGCUAACAAUUUCCAAGAUAAUGGUGAAAAUGGCAAUUCUUCCUGA